This is a messenger RNA of Candidula unifasciata, 1002 nucleotides long. Lineage: Eukaryota; Metazoa; Mollusca; Gastropoda; Stylommatophora; Geomitridae. The record is from the annotation of a GenBank genome assembly.
AUGAUUAGAGGAAAUUUUUUUCAGUUUCUCAGUGUAGUGAUAGCGAUGGGAAUUACACCGAAACAUGACAUCAAAGAUUACUGGUCUACAGCGAACCACAAAUUCACACCAUGGUUCAAGGUAAUGUUUCCAAGAACUAAGUUCUUGCUUGUUUACCAGUCAAUGCUGCAUGCAUCAGAACCCAAUGCAGAAGGCCAAGCAAAGAUUGAGCCAUUUGUGAAAAAUCUAGUAACAAAGUUUCAGUCAGCAUUUUACCCAUAUGAAAAUCUUUCUGUUGAUGAGAUGGUGAUUGGUUUCAAAGGCAGGUUUCAUGCUAAACAGUACCAUGCAGCCAAGCCUCACAAGUAUCAUAUAAAGACAUUUGGUCUUUGUGAUUCAAUCACAGGCUAUGUUUAUAAUCUGUUAAUUUACUUGGGAGCAAAAACUGCCUACAAUCCUGAGCUUGAUCCAACAUCAACUCACGCUUUAAAGGUAUUUUCAACCCUACUGCAGGGUGUUGAAAGUUACCAUCAUCUAUUUGCAGAUAGAUUUUAUACAUCACUCCCUCUCAUUCAAUUUCUUUUAUCCAGGAAAUUGAAUUAUACUGGCACGGUGAAUAAAAACCGCAAAGGAUUGCCGCAGCAGCUAAAACAACAACCAACCAUCUUUGGAACUCCGAGAUGGUUAGUUAAUAAUGAGCAGAAUAUCCUUUGCGUUUCCUGGAGGGAUAAAAAAAUCAAAAAAACCUUGCAUCCUACUGACCACAAAUGGAAUCGAAAGGUUCAGAAACCUAGCCCCAUUCACUCAUACAAUAUGAGUAUGAAUGGCUGUGAUCGUUUGGAUCAAAUGGUCUCGUACUAUAGUAACCACAAUCGCAAAACUAAGAAGUGGUGGAAAAAGGUUUUUACGUGGAUCGUGGAAGUGAUGCAGGUCAAUGCUCACAUAUUGUACAUGUCAUCCCAUCAGGCUGCCCCCAAGCGAAUGAGUCUCGCACAUUUAAAGGAGAGCUCAUCCAGCAACUAA